AGGAGCGCGCAGCGCGCAGGAGCCGCGCAGAAACACAGCGAGGCGAAGACGGAGGAGCCUGCGGCAGCACUGCCUCACCUGAGUCCCGCAUCGCAGCGAGCGCAGGACAGACGAGGACGGAAGGGCCGGGGGGACAAAGCAAGGGAAGAGACAAGAGACGAGCACCGGGGGGCUUCUCUCCUUCUCCUGGACCAAAGCGGGAACUUGGCCAGAGCCCGCACGGCAGAUCAUCAUCAUCCACCCCUUCCUUCCUUCCCCCCCACCCAGCCAGCCUAGGCUGUGACUUCACCCCGUGUCAGUCCACGUCCACGCUGCGCCAGCUCACACCUCACCCCCCGCGCCAGCAACAGCAGGAGGGAAGCCGAGGUUUCGGGGCUUCGCGCUCCCUCAUGGCAGAGGCACGGAGCCGGUCGGUGGAACCCAGCAGCGCUGCAGCGAUCCGCGGCUCCUCCGGCUCCGCCGCGGACGAAUCCACGACGCGCUCGCAACUCUGAAGUCGAGCCGCGGGACCUGCGUGGCAGUGUGAGCGAGGCGACCUGCGUGGAUCCAACUCGGGAAGAGCCGAGGAGUGAAUAAUAAGACACCGGCGGGGGGGGGAACUCGGACGGCGGAACAUUCAUUGUGAUUGUCAUUCAUAUUUCACAAUAAAACAGCGCGCACAUCCACAUGAGACAUCUUUUUAGUUUUUUUCCGUGCGUGGGUAUUUCUCUCAGUGAUUCCCACGGGAAUUUCCCCGUAAAACUGUCCACAGCAGGAAGCACAUAAUAAUUCCGUCGCUGCCGAACGAACGCGCUCGGAUCUGUGGACUAAGUGUCGGCUAAAUAAAGAAUAACGUUAAUAGUUGUGUUACUAUACUAUUGCAGGUACCUCGUGGUAAGAGAGCGACUUUGCACACUAGUCCGGGAUCCCUGCUCCUUCCUUGUUCUGGAAUAUAACCCACUGAGUCACUAACCGGCGGCGUUAUAAAACACGGGGAAACUGCAGCGGGCGAAAAUUAUUAAGUGCAGCAAAGCCUUAAGCCUUAAGCAGGUCGACAGACAGGGAGGGUGUGGGAGUCUUACUCCUCGGGAUAUUUCCUUCCUUCGCCUGCUGUCAGCAUAUUAUGUCUGCACUUCGAAAGAAAUUCGGGGACGAUUACCAGGUAGUGACCACCGCGUCCAGCGGCUGCGGGUUCGAGCAGAGGAAGAAGAAGAGGCAGCGCUUCGUGGACAAGAACGGCCGGUGCAACGUGCAGCACGGCAACCUGGGCGGGGAGACGAGCAGGUACCUGUCGGACCUCUUCACCACCCUCGUGGACCUCAAAUGGCGCUGGAACCUCUUCAUCUUCAUCCUCACCUACACGGUGGCGUGGCUCUUCAUGGCCUCCAUGUGGUGGCUCAUCGCCUACAUCAGGGGGGACCUCAACAGAGCCCACGACGACAAGUACACGCCGUGCGUGGCCAACGUGUACAACUUCCCAUCGGCGUUCCUCUUCUUCAUCGAGACCGAGGCCACCAUCGGGUACGGGUACAGGUACAUCACGGACAAGUGUCCCGAGGGCAUCAUCCUCUUCCUCUUCCAGUCCAUCCUGGGAUCUAUCGUGGACGCCUUUCUCAUCGGCUGCAUGUUCAUCAAGAUGUCCCAGCCCAAGAAGAGGGCCGAGACGCUCAUGUUCAGCGAGCACGCGGCCAUCUCCAUGCGGGACGGCAAGUUGACCCUCAUGUUCAGGGUGGGCAACCUGCGCAACAGCCACAUGGUGUCCGCGCAGAUCCGCUGCAAGCUCCUCAAAUCUCGGCAGACGCCCGAAGGCGAGUUCCUCCCACUGGACCAACUGGAGCUGGACGUAGGCUUCAGCACGGGAGCUGACCAGCUCUUCCUCGUAUCGCCGCUGACCAUAUGUCAUGUGAUUGACAGCAGAAGCCCGUUCUACGAACUCUCUCAGAGAUCCAUGCAGACUGAGCAGUUUGAAAUUGUUGUCAUCCUUGAGGGAAUAGUGGAAACCACGGGGAUGACAUGCCAGGCACGAACUUCAUACACUGAGGAUGAAGUCCUCUGGGGACACCGCUUCUUCCCUGUCAUUUCCCUAGAGGAGGGUUUCUUCAAGGUGGACUAUUCCCAGUUUCACGCCACAUUCGAAGUGCCCACGCCACCCUACAGCGUGAAGGAGCAAGAGGAGGCCCUCCUCAUCUCCUCCCCGCUCGCAGCACCACCGCCAGGCAACAGUGGUGACAAGAGCUCCACGCCAGACGGUCCGGAGGUGCUGGAGGAUGCCGAAGUAACCGCCAAACUACCCCCCAAGCUACAGAAGAUAACAGGACGUGAAGGGCUGCCACGCAAGCUACUGCGCAUGAGCUCCACAGCCUCAGAAAUGACCUACAGCCUGGGGGAUUUGCCCAUCAAGCUGCAACGCAUCAGCUCCGUACCUGGCGUCUCCGAGGACCGGCCAGCCGCUACCAAGGGAACCAGGCCUGGCGGUGCCGAGCCCAUCAGCAAGUCGGCGGUUGAUCUGCCCCCUAAGCUGCAGAAGCUUGCCGGUGGUGUCGGGGGCCGCAUGGAUGGACACCUUCCCCCAAAACUUCGAAAAAUGAAUUCAGACAGGUUUACGUAA
Scleropages formosus (Asian bonytongue) is the source of this 2587-nucleotide messenger RNA. It is a transcript of the gene kcnj3a, whose product is annotated as potassium inwardly rectifying channel subfamily J member 3a. The coding region runs from base 1103 to 2587 and encodes 494 amino acids. Gene Ontology annotation, cellular component: plasma membrane. The transcript is spliced from 3 exons. Gene Ontology annotation, molecular function: G-protein activated inward rectifier potassium channel activity. NCBI's taxonomy places the organism in Eukaryota, Metazoa, Chordata, Actinopteri, Osteoglossiformes, Osteoglossidae. Gene Ontology annotation, biological process: potassium ion import across plasma membrane; regulation of monoatomic ion transmembrane transport. The record is from RefSeq and is a predicted model, not a curated record.